AUGUCUGAAACCGGCGAUACCGCAACCUCAUCUACCUCCUCAGCCCUUAUCACCCCACUACAUGCAGCAGCCUCAGGUCCAACUCUUCUCCCGGGUCCAGUCGCAUCGUUCGUCUCGAUAAUAUCGAAGUCUACAUCAGUUUCAAUCCGCCUUGGUUCGUUUGUAGGGGGAGCUGCUCUUGCCGGCGCACGUAUAGGGACCCUGACCGGGUUGGAGCUUGGGAGGGCUGCGAUCGAGGGCAUCCUCCAUAGGGCGGGACAUGACGUUAAUUCUAGAAGACUUGUUGGCGGGAACCAUGUGAAUGGAUGGACCGAGACUGGUAUAAAUAUACUCCGCUCUUCAAUAUCCCUAACCCAGCUCCUGCUCUCAACCGGCUUCGAAAUAUCCUCGACUACGCUGAGCACCCUCAGCUCAUUCGCUGAAACCUAUGUCCUCACGCUCGACUCGAUAUUCGGCUCAACCGAGUCCUCGCGCGCCAUCUCGGCAAUCGUGACCUUGAUGCGCAAGGAGUUCGACGAGAACUCUGAAGGCGAGGGCCGAAUAGGGGCUGCGGAUCUGGUGAUCGGCCUUACUUGUUUUGCAGUCUUGCAAGUGAAAACAAGGGCGAGGCACAAUAGUGAGAUAGAGACCGAGCUUAUUUGGGAUGUGGUUGUGGAUGAGGUGGAAAAGAAAGUUGAUAUCACAUUGGGGCGGGAUCGGGGCUUUUCUGGGGAAGGUGAAUCCGUUACAUCAUUUUUCGACAAUGAGGAAAUGGAUUCGGUUUCAGUAUAUAGUGGUCAUGAAGACGAAGAUGAGAUUGCAAGUGGAUUGCCACCCAUGUUUUUUGCAAGAUUACCUCAAUCCGCAGAUAUAUCCAUUACAACUUCAUCCACGACCACAAAGACUACAACCGUUGAAGUCAUAGGAACAGAAGCUCCGGAUUUCACUCCACCAGAAGGAGCAGUUAUAAUCUCCGAAAGCUCCAAUCAAGAUGAUAAUAGACCUCGAUAUAAGAUUGUAUAUGAGACCAUCACAAAUAAGAUGGAAAACAAACGAGUCAAAAGAGAGGACGGGGAGUUUGUACACUCGGAGGAUAUAGUUAAAGAUAGUGGGAGGGUCGUUGAGGAAAUACCAUCAGACUCGUCAUCAUCAACGCUGAUUGAAAUUCCAAGAAGAAAACCAACUCGUCGUAUAUCCUCGAAGGAUAACGACCUACCCAAGACUUCGAAAGAUUCCAAAAAGCAUCGGUCGAAGGAUAACGGCCUGCCCGCGACUCCAAAAGAUUCGAAAAAGCAUCGAUCAAAGGCUGAACCGAUUGAGGCGAACUCACGGAGACGACUCUCCUCCCGCGGUGGAACUUCAGAGAAACACCGAGGCGAGAAGCACAAGCUGCGAGAAUCUGACGCCGACAGAGAGGAGAGGCACAAAGAAAAGAAGAGGGAGAAAGAGAAAGGCAAGGAAAAGACGGAGAAGAGAAGAAGGAGUGAAACUUUGUCAGAGGCUCUAGUACCCACUGUCAAGAGAAAGAGUGGACUGGAAUCACUCGCGGCCUCUCCUAGAAGUGAUGGACGACAUACAAGAUCUGCUACAGAGCCCCCAUUUUCGCCGAAUUUUAGGGGCCCUAGUAGACCCACAUCUCCCGAGGCGAGACCGUUCCACAGAAGUAGUUCACGAACGAGGAUGUUUCGUCGAUCAUCAUCUAUCUCGGGGAGGUCUGAGUUCCAUUCAGCUUCCGCGUAUUCUCAAACCGCAAAUGUUGAAUCAUUAGAUUCCUAUUUGCCGCGUGGCCAGCACGUUCGAGGGUCUCCUUCGAUUUACACUAUUAGAUCCUCCCAUUCUCAAACUUCUCUUCUUCUAGAAUCGUACAUCCCCCAUCCCGAUGAAGUAUUCCCGAACGCCCCCAUCUGCAUCAACUUUGCAAAAUACAUGCGCUUCGCAGCAGCCUCGUAUGGCCAAAACUUUAUGCGGUUCUUGGGUCUUGGGUCAACCCCAAUCCUCCCACCCGCAUCUACGCACCACGCGGAGCACCAUGCUUUUUCGCAUCACACAGAGCUCCCACUCGAUACCAUCCUUCUGAGCUCGUUCGUAGAUCCCGGAGGCGGAUAUGACGCAGAGGGAAAUGUAAAUAGCGGCAUCCCACUUGUCCAUUUCGUGGCCGUGGACCACCCCUCUAAAGCUAUCGUCGUCACUUGUAGGGGCACCCUUGGCCUGGAAGAUGUAUUGACAGAUCUCACAUGCGAAUACCACGACCUGACUCUUCGGGGGAUCAAAUACAGAGUCCACAAAGGCAUGCUCAACUCUGCCCUCCUGCUACUCAGGAAGAAAUCCCGAUUGCUAGUUGUUGUCCAGGCUGCACUAGAGGAGUAUAGCGACUAUGGACUCGUCUUUACUGGCCACUCUCUCGGCGGUGGAGUAGCAGCGAUAAUUGCGAUGCUGCUAUCCUCGCCUUGUAACGGCACAUUCAUAACUAGCAACGCUGCCGCCACCCUGACGGACGGUGUCCGCAUUCCGGAAGGCCGAAAGAUUCACUGCUAUUCAUACGGCACACCGGCAUGCGUAUCAGAGGAGCUUCGGCGCGCAACUCGAACCCUCAUUACUACCGUCGUCCACGGCAGGGAUAUAGUACCGUCUCUGUCAUUCGGAAUUAUUCGCGACUUCUGGACAGUUGCGGUUGCGUUCAAGGAGGACAACAAGGGCGCGAAAGCGGAGAUCAGGAGGAGGAUCAUUGAUGGCCUGAGUAGAGGAAACCUAGGGGGUUCUCUCGAUCAUGAUGAUUGGGCGUUUGCGGUUAUGAAAACUUUGCGGGCGGCUAUGAGGGCAGAGAAGCUGGUUCCGCCAGGAGAGGUGUGGAAUGUGGUGACGGAGAGGGUAUAUAGAGAGGGGGAUGAUGGGCCUAUAGGGGUGACGGGGAAACUUAGAGUUAAGGCGUUCGUUAUUAGGGAUGUAAAGAAGAGAUUUCAGGAGAUUGGUUUUGGGAGCGGGAUGAUGGCGGAUCAUAGUCCGUAUUGUUACGAGAAGGCAUUGGAUGCCUUGAGGAGGGGAAUGGAGCAAUGA
This is a messenger RNA of Morchella importuna, 3033 nucleotides long. RefSeq lists its product as uncharacterized. Lineage: Eukaryota; Fungi; Ascomycota; Pezizomycetes; Pezizales; Morchellaceae. The transcript has 3 exons. Gene Ontology annotation, biological process: lipid metabolic process. The record is from RefSeq and is a predicted model, not a curated record. Bases 1 to 3033 code for a protein of 1010 amino acids.